Molecule: messenger RNA, 7198 nt
Organism: Microcebus murinus (gray mouse lemur)
Lineage: Eukaryota; Metazoa; Chordata; Mammalia; Primates; Cheirogaleidae
Gene: ARL5B
Product: ARF like GTPase 5B
Molecular function (GO): GTPase activity; GTP binding
Source: RefSeq, a predicted model, not a curated record
AGGCGGAGCGGAGGCGGGGCCUGGGGCUGGUAGAGGCUCUAGUGGGUAGGUGGGUUCAGACAGAGGGGACUACGGGUCGGCGUUGGGCUCAGUGGGCUCGAAACAAAGGACUAUCCGGUAGGGACGCGGUGCGGCGCCUUCUGACGGGUAGCUGAGCUUCGGAUCUAGGCUUCGCGGCCAACCAGUGCCUUCGCUGCGCGGUCCCAGUCGGCUUUUCCUCGGUUCCCCCGCAGCCAGCGCCGCGGUGGGGGGUCCGGCGCAGCGGCACCUGCUGCUGAGGGACCCCGAGGCCCGCCCAGGUGCUCAUGAUGGGGCUGAUCUUCGCUAAACUGUGGAGCCUUUUCUGUAACCAAGAACACAAAGUAAUUAUAGUGGGACUGGAUAAUGCAGGGAAAACCACCAUUCUCUAUCAAUUUUUAAUGAAUGAAGUGGUUCAUACUUCUCCAACCAUAGGAAGCAAUGUUGAAGAGAUAGUUGUAAAGAACACUCAUUUUCUUAUGUGGGAUAUUGGUGGCCAAGAGUCCCUGCGGUCAUCCUGGAACACAUAUUACUCAAACACAGAGUUCAUCAUUCUUGUUGUUGAUAGCAUUGACAGGGAACGACUAGCUAUUACAAAAGAAGAAUUAUACAGAAUGUUGGCUCAUGAGGAUUUGCGGAAGGCUGCAGUCCUUAUCUUUGCAAAUAAACAGGAUAUGAAAGGGUGUAUGACAGCAGCUGAAAUCUCUAAAUACCUCACCCUUAGUUCAAUUAAGGAUCAUCCAUGGCACAUUCAGUCCUGCUGUGCUUUAACAGGAGAAGGGUUAUGCCAAGGUCUAGAGUGGAUGACCUCCCGGAUUGGUGUGAGAUAACUUUUUUGUUUGAAAGAGACUGCUCUAUUUAUUCUGUGACAUGAACAUUUUUUCCUAGUACCUUUAGCUGCUAAGGCAGCAGCAUGUUUAAUUUAUAACAACACAAACCUCUAUGAGCAACACUUGAAUCAAGUGCAGCUGAACUGGAACAUAAAAGAUUUUUUUCUUAACUUUUUUUUAAUGCACUAAUCUUCAGUUGGAUGAACAUAAUGUAUAACUAUGUUUUCAGCAACAGAAUUCUUCUGUUUAUUCUAAUUAUUCAGUGACUGCCUUUUAAGAAAUGUUUGUCAUAUGUUUAAUGUUUUCUGAAGUAUUGUUAUAACCUUAAUGACCAAUUUCUUUCAAUUCUUGACCACCACUCCCUCCCAACCAGGUAAUUACUAGCUUGAUAGAGUAGUAGUGGAAGUCAUCAGGUACUGCUUGCAAACUUCUCCAGCACUAAAUAUUUGCUCCCUCUGUAAACCAUUUAUCUUUGGGAUGGAACUUAUUAUAUAGAAAGAAAUCUACCUAGAGUAUAUAUACAAGGAAGAUUAAACAUCACGAGUACUUGCCUUUAAACUUCCACCACAUAUUGCAAGUCAUGGAAUAAUUUUUAAGUUGCUAUUAGCGUGGAAAUUAAAUAGGCUGUUUAUUUAUCUAAAGGAAUUAAAUUCAUUUUUUUUCUGCCUACAACAUAUGGUCAAAAACUAAUCAAGGUUAAAUAUUUCUUUGAAAGCCCAGCUUUAAUGUUAAAUACUGUUUGUUGGAUAAAUCUGGUAUUUUAAGAGUGUCACAAUAUUCAAUGCAUAUGAAACUAUUGGUAGUUAUUAAAGCAUACCAGCACUAAAAAUAAAAUAAGACACUUAAAAAUAUAUUUUACUAUAAAUUUAAAAACAACUUUAUUAUCAGCAAAAAUUUUAGCUGUUCUAUUUAUAUAAAUAAGAGAAAUCACAUCUGCUUUGGGCAGUAAGCUAAAGCUGAAGUAUGAAGAGUACAUUUUUUUUUUUCUUAAAAUUUGAAAUUGUGUCUGUCAUAGCAUUUUUACCACCAGCAGUAUAUUACCUAAAAAAACAUGUGGCUUUCCUUGAAUCUGUUCGAGGGUGUUAUGUAAUAGAUUUGAAACAAUUGCCAUCUUUGUAGUUUUGCCUUGAGCUCUAAAAUCUUAUAGGAAACUGCUGAAUUUAAUCCUAGCUUUUAGAAUAUUACUAUGAGACUCAAAGUUAUUCUUAACAACUCAUAAAUUAAGAAAUAAUUAAAGUGAAGAAAAAGUCAUAAUCAAAAGAUUGAUAGCAUUAAAAAGUUUUUGAGACAGUUGUCUAAUAUAGACAAUAAUCUAAACAAUGCAUACCUUAAAUUAAGAGGGAGGACAAGUACUGUAAUUUCAAUCCUGCUUAUUCAAAUGUGUGAUUUUGCUGUAAUGAAAGGGAUAAAAUGCAUACUUAGAGAAUAAUACAUCAUUUUUUCAGUAUUUUUUACCUUGGAUCAAAAAUGAGAUUCAGUGUUCAUAAGAAUAUCAAAAUACCUGUCAAAGGUGGUACUUUGAUUUUAAUAUUUUUUAUUUGUAAGUUGAUUUAAAUUUCACUUUUUUUUUUGGUGUACUUGAUUUAUUAUAUUUAGUUAAUUUAGUCAGAUGUGGUAACAUUUUUCUGAUUUCUCUUUAGUGAUAGCAUACCCUUGAACUGAAAAAUGGCCAGAGGAAAGCUAUCUAGACUUUAGAAAAUAGUUGUUUAACUUUGUUUUGAACUUUUUUCUUAGUUAUUCUGUACCAAGUAGAGGUUAAGUUUAAUUUAGUUUUUAAUAUAAACCAUAAUCAAGAACAUGAGAGAAAAACAGACAUAAAUCAGUAUGGAUACUUGUGGUGUGUACGUAAGGGACUGGGAGGGAGGGGACUGAGAAAAUGCCAUUUACCUGAAGCACACUUUGCCUGAAUUUCUACUUGGUUAUAUUGUUUACCAUAAAUACUUAGGAUAAUUCUCGUACGUCCUGAGAAAAAGCAUAUUUAGUACUCCUGUAUUUGUUCUUAUGAAAUGAUUAUCUGCCUUCUUGUAUUUAGUAAGAUUGGCUGGCUCAAUUUUCUUCUAUCAAAUUAUAUGGUUAUUUUUUAUAUUACCACAUCAGCAUUAUAUUGAAAGUGUUUUUAAUAGUUGAUUAUAUUUUAUCAAACAACUAGUAUAGGCUCAAAUUUACUAUUUAAUUUUUAAAAUACAAUUAUUUUAUUUUGUACAUCCUUUUUUAAAAAAACAUUUUAUUAGUUUUGGAUUAGAAAUGAUUUAUGUUAGCCAUGUGUUGAAGAUUAAAUUGGCAUCCAAGUAGACUUUGUGCCAAUUGGGGAAAGUUCAAUUAGGAAAUUCAUGUAAGGCUUUUUAAAAGUAUUUUUUAUGUUUUCAUUCACUCUUUCCUGUUACAGUAAUAUGAAAACUGAUUAUCCUUUACUCCAAGAGAAUGUUUUGACCCAAGCAAGUACCUAAUACUAGAGCAUUGAUUCUGACAUUUAUUGUAUGUCAGCCAACGAUAAGAUACUGUCUGAUGAAAAUGUAAAUUUGUAAUUAGUGCCUUUAUUCACAUUUUGAGAUAAGUUCUCAAUUUUUUACUGUACCUGUUCUUUGGUCAUCACAUUAGCAGCUAAUUAGUUUAGCAAUUUGAGUUUCACCUUGCUCUUCAACUCCAUAUAUUGCCUAGCAAAGGUUGUAAUAAGUGAAAAAGCAAGGGACUCACCCACAUUACCUUCAGGAGACUAUUCUACCUUUUAUUUUUAAUUUUAAGCUGAAAUCUUUUUAAUAUAACUAAAAUGUAAAACUACCCUUGCAAGUUCAAAUACGGCAUUUUUCUUAAUUUUGAAUGUGUCAUGUUCUUCAUCUUUAAACCCCUCAUUCUUAUUGAAGCCCAUUUGAGAACUCUUUUAGAAUUAACAAGCUAUUUUAUAAGGGAAUAUACUGUAUAUUUUUAUUGUUAAUGUAAUUUAAUUCCUUAAAACCUGGAAUAUUUAUAUAUAUAAUCUAUUGAAAACUGAAGAUUAAAUAUGUAAUUUUCACUUUUAGUUUCUUGAAUUAAUAUGCUUAAAGGUGUAAUUACUUUUAUUCUAUAUUCAUUAGGAGAAAGAUAAUAAAUUCAAAUUUCAUUACUGAAAAAUUUUAAAUGGAUACCACCCCUACAGCCAUAGUCAUUUUGGUUACACAUAAUUUAAGUUUCAUUAUCUAUAACAGAAGGAGAAAAUAAAAUUAUUUUCCUAUGGAAACUGAGUUAUAUAUAUAUAUAGGCAGUGCUGUAAACAAUAUUCUCUGAAGAGCUAUGGGAGUCACAAAGCAAAGAUAAUGUUAAAGAAAACAAUAAAAAAGCUUUUUUUAAAAAAAUCUUUUUAGUGUAGUAUCGUAGGACAAAUUAUAAACAGAAUUGUUUCUAAAUGAUUAAUCCUUAACUAUGUAAAAUCACAUCAGUAAAAAAAUGUACUGAUAUGCUUCUGGAUGGAUGAAUUUCAUUAGAAUUUAUCCUUGAAGACUAACUUUAUGAGUCUAACUUUUCAACUGUGGCUUUGGUCUCACAAAACUUCACAUCUAAUUAUAUUCUAAAGGAUCUUUUGCAUUUUAUUGGGAUUAAGUCACUUCUAGAUGCAGCAUCUUAUCUUGUAUCUGAUAGAAUAUUGUUCUGGCUAUCCAAUGAAGUGCAUUUGAAUCUAAAUUUGGCCAUUUGUCAAUUGUCUAAUUGACCCUGGACAAUUACCAUCCAUGGCCUUCCUUUUAUUUUUCCCAUACUCAGAAACUUAAGCUAACUAGAACUCUAACAAGUCUUCUGGUUUUAAAAUUCUGAAUUAUUAAAAGUUAAAAACCCCUAAAAUAUUAGGGAAAUACACAUAAUAUGAAAUUCAUUUUUAUCUGUUACUCAUUUAGCAAAUGAAUACAAUCAAGAAGGGAAAAAAGUUAGCAGUUAGUACCUGCUAUUCCACUUUAACUGAAUGAAUAGCUAAUGACAGUGCAAAAGAGAAAACAAGCGAUAUUGCUAAGAAUAUAUUAAGCUGCUUAUAAAGCACUCAUGUGUUGGAAAUAGUGUUCUAGAGAUUUUACCUUGCUUAUUUUCCUGGUUUUACUAAUUGGAUGGAAAUGGUUAGUUUGUUCAGAGUUUAUUGCCUUUGGGGUCACCCCAAACUACAGUUCUGUUGGACUUUCCAAUAUUGAAAGGAUAGUGUAGCCAGGAUGUCAAUAUUUUAUAAAUGUCUGCAUAAAUCUGAAAGUGGUUUAUAGUCAUUGUUAGUUUUCAAGUAGUGUCUCAUCCUUAUUUAUUUAGUAUUACUAUGAAGACUGAAAUCCAAAAUCCAGGUUCCCAAAAAAGUAUUUUUUAAGAAUUCUAGGUGGCCAAAGCCAAAUAGAAAAAGUCAAUAUAAAAAUAUGUUCAAGUACUCUAUUUUAAAUUUAAAGUAGAAAAAAAUGUAUUCAACAGAAGUAAAGUCAGCUUUAAACGUGGCAUAUGUUAAUUUAGAGUUUUAGAGGCAUAUCUAGAAACAAAGUCAAAACACUUGAAAGUAAACACAAACUUGGAGUAAGAGAAUCUUCAAAAGGAUAUUAGGUAAGAAAACGUGUGAAUGAAAGCAAUGAAUUUCUCCUCCUCCCCCUAUUUAAGGCACUUAAAAGUACUAGAAAUUAUAGUCUUUUACUAUGGAACUAGAUGGCCUAUAUUUUUAAUGUGGCCAAAAGAUUGAAGACUGAUUAGGUUUUUAGAAUUUGGAACUGUAGUCACAUAGAGGCAUCGUUUGCAUUUUUAAACCAGUAAUCUACAUUUUCUCCUGGAAAUGAAGAAAUAUUAAAAUGUGCUGUGUAUAGCUUUUGGAACAAAAAACAAAGUUUUAAAAGAAUGGAAAUGUUUUCUUGCACAACUCGUAAAAUUUUAAUUAAAAAAUUACCUCAUUUUUCAAUCCAUAAGGUGCUUUGCUCAAGUUGUGGGAUGGUGCACCAUCCCAUAAAUACCCCCCUCACCCAAACUGUAUUUGAAAUAUGCAAAAUUCAUAGCUAAGAGAUAGCAUUCCUUGGAGUUUUUGUUUUAUUUUAUUCUUUACCACCAGCAGGGCUAACAUGAUAUAGAGAUUAGAUUCACAUACGCUUUUCAUUAAAGCAUAUGGGCAAGUGCUCAGUCAAUAUUUAAUUAGUUUAAUUAAAUAAGGAAAAAUCCUUGAAUUUGAUUGAUUCUAUUAUACUGUGAAUAUAUUUCCAUCAGUGUUGGUAAGAUAUCAAAUGACUAUCAGUUGAUCUCUACUAUAAAUGAUUUAUUUGCAUGUUUUAGCCCUAUUCAUAAUAGAAUAUAAUCAUUUUCAUCUUCUUACAUUUUCCCUCAGGAAAUUCAGGGACUCUGAAGCCCCUAUUUUAUUCUCUUGGAGUAAACUGUUCAGUGCAGUUAUAAAAACUUUUAAUUUUUAUUUUAAAAAAAGUUUAGCUGCUAUUUCAUUGAAAGUGUGAAAUAAAAUGAUGGUCAUGAUUUUUUUUUCAGUUACAGAAUAGUUAUAAAUUAUACCCUGAUUCAUCUAUUCCACAGAGCAUAGUUUUUUAAAAAAGCAAAAGGAAAAGAAACAACAAAAACUAAAAUCAUUUACAGCCUUGCUCUUGCAUUUAUUCUAAUCAGAGUGUAAUGAUUUUAAUCACACAUUGCUAUCCUAACAUAAAUUGGUGCUUUAGAGCAUUAAAGAGGAAGCAACAAGCGCUGUAUUCAGUAUAUUUCUUGCCUCAGAAUGUAAAGCUACUUUAAAAUGUCUGUAUUCAUAUUGGUGUGCAUUUCUUAAGAUUUAAAUGCAAACUGCUGUUAUCCCUUAAGACCAGGCUUUCUGCAAAAGCUCUAAAUAUCUUAAUCAGCCUGGUUGAAUAGAAGAUUAUAUUAAUAAGGUCAAAAUUAUGAAGUGGGUCCUAUGGUAUUGUGCUGAGGGGAAAAAAUGUUUUUCAUGCCACAAAUUGUGCUUCUGAACCCCAACUAAGCAACUGAAAUAUAUAAGUAUUAACCAAAAACAAAAAAACAAAAAAAAACUAAAACCAAACAAAUUAGUUAAUGCAUUCACAUCAUCACUUUUUGAAAAUGGUUCAAAGCAUGUUUUUCUAAUGGUGGGGUUGCUUAAAAGACAUGUUUUAAAAAUUUUAAUACUUCAUUACUGUUAUGAAAUGCUUUUAUGUGUUAAGUUUAGGUUACUGGUACUCAUGAUUUUUUAUUUCUGCAAUCAUGUUAUAAUGAGUUGCUUGCAUGCCUACUUACCCAAGUAAAAGGAUGCUGUUUGCUCUGGAAUGUUCAUCGUUUAGACAGGUUUUCGCUCAUUUGCAAUCAUGGUGCAAUAUAGUGUAACAUUCAUUUGUUUUCAGUCAACAGUUUUAUUUUUGUCAUAAUAAAUAAUUACUUUUCCAAUA